Messenger RNA from Diabrotica balteata, 1467 nucleotides. The record is from the annotation of a GenBank genome assembly. NCBI's taxonomy places the organism in Eukaryota, Metazoa, Arthropoda, Insecta, Coleoptera, Chrysomelidae.
AUGGAUAUCAUUACCGCUUUUAUUGCUAUAGCAGUAAUUUAUGGAAUAUUGUUAUUCUUUGACAGUUUUUUUAAGACAUGUGCUCAUUACCCAUAUUAUCAGUUCUUGGAAGGAACAGGAUUUAAAAUAAAAUUUCUAACCAUCACCUGGCAAACCAAAGCUUUUAACAGAACAUUAAUAAGAUUGGGCACCAGUAAUCCUCAUUUCUUGAAUAUAUGGUUUAGCUUGGGUCUCCACAUAAGCCUGAUACUUUUGCCAGUCUCAGUUGCUAUGUUACUUUACAGCAUAUCCCAAAAUUUUGUUGAUAGUGAUAAAACAGAUACAAGAUUUGUGAUUGAACCAGUAGUACCAGGGGUAAAUUUACCAGCUUCAGAGCUGGGAUAUUAUGGUGCUACUCUGAUUGUAGCCAGUGUUGUCCAUGAAUUAGGGCAUGCUCUAGCUGCUGUAAUUGAAGAUGUAAGUGUAUUGGAAGUUGGUGCAAGUAUAUUUUUCGUACUUCCUGUUGCCUAUGUAAAUUUAGCUACAGAUAAACUAUUUACAAUAGAGAGGAAAAAAACACUUCAAAUACUUUGUGCAGGUGUUUGGCACAAUGUUGUUCUUUCAGCAGCUGCUUUUGUUCUUUAUUUAACACUGCCAAUAUUAUUUAGCAGCACAUUUUAUGUUAAUAAAGGAAUAUCAGUUACAGAGAUUGCAAAGAAUUCUCCUAUUAUGGGUGCUAAAGGAUUAUCAGUAGGAGAUGUGGUUUUUAAAAUAAAUGAUUGUAAAGUAACAGAUGAAAAUAGUUGGUACGAAUGUUUUGGAGAAAUAAAAAAGCAUCAGAUGGCACUUUGUGUCGAUACAGAUUUAAUACAUAAUUUAGAUGAAAGUAUACCACUGAAGCAUUCUGAAAAUGGAAAUUUGGACUGCUGUGAUGGUACUAAGUUUGAAAAUAUAUGUUUUGAAUAUUUGGAUAGUAAUGAUGGAAUAUUAGAAUUGCCAAGCCAUGCCUGUUUGCCUGCUCGAAAGGUUGUUGAAGAGUCUCACCAUAUUUGUACUACCAUUCCUCAUUCUUGUCCAUCAAAUACUUACUGUUUCAGACCAAUGCCUGGAAAUUAUACAUAUUUAAUUAAGCUUACUUGUAAAAGUAAAAUUGUUAUAUAUUUAGGACAUCCUGGAGAUAUAUACAGGACAGUAGAAGUUUCUUCAUAUAUACCUAAAUUUUUUUUUACUACUCCAACAUUGCCAGAUACAAUAACUAAAUUUACAAAGUAUUUAACUAUAAUAUCUUUGGGAUUAGCAAUAGUUAACAUAGUACCAUUUAUGUACAUGGAUGGGCAUUACAUAUUAGAAGUGUUGGGCUAUAUGUUGCUAAGGAAGAAAUUAGGAAAAAUUAAGUAUAAAGUGGCAGUAGCUGUAAUAACAGCCUUCUUUACAAUAAUACUUGCCCUUCAUUGUUUUAUGUUCCUGUAUAGGAAUAUUUUUAUUUAA